This is a messenger RNA of Jaculus jaculus (lesser Egyptian jerboa), 2493 nucleotides long. Its product is annotated as zinc finger protein 777-like. Gene Ontology annotation, cellular component: nucleus. Lineage: Eukaryota; Metazoa; Chordata; Mammalia; Rodentia; Dipodidae. The record is from RefSeq and is a predicted model, not a curated record. The transcript is spliced from 6 exons. The coding region runs from base 147 to 1970 and encodes 607 amino acids. Gene Ontology annotation, biological process: regulation of transcription by RNA polymerase II. Gene Ontology annotation, molecular function: DNA-binding transcription activator activity, RNA polymerase II-specific; RNA polymerase II cis-regulatory region sequence-specific DNA binding.
GCUGCGGGCUCCUUGCGGCCUGUUCUGCGGCUCUGGCGCCCGCGCCGACCGUAUCGUUGGGUGAGCGGACCGCGCCUGUGGGGGAGGCCGGGCAUUCGGGUUCUCGGCGGCGGCGACUCCAGGACCAGGCGGGACAGCACAGAGCCAUGGCCGGGGCGACCUCGGCUCCGGAUUGGCACAUAGGGACUAACCUCCAACGAGAGGCCCAGACCCAGUCUGCAGAGAUCUCCCUUCUAGCCAUCCUGUCUGCUGUUCAGGCCUUGGAGAAGAAGACAGAGUCUCAGGCUGUCCACCUUCAGAGCCUGGAAGUACGAGCAGGGACAGCCGAGAAGAAGCUGGCCGACUGUGAGAAGACAGCCGUGGAGUUCAGCAACCAGCUGGAGGGCAAGUGGGCCGUGCUGGGCACCCUGCUGCAGGAGUACGGGCUGCUGCAGCGGCGGCUCGAGAACGUGGAGAACCUGCUGCAUAACAGGAGCUCCUGGGUCCUGCGGCUGCCCCCCGGCAGCAAGGGCGAGGCCCCCAAGGGUUCAGUGACUACUGAAGAGGUGGCCAGGGCUGUCUCAGAGCAGCAGGAGGGCGGCCUGGAAGACUGUCAGAAAGAACUCCAGAAGCAAGUAGCCAAGGAGAGUUCUGAAGCACUGGGCUCACUUGACUUUGCAAGCUGCAAGCCAGAGCUCCCGACUUCAGUGGCCCAGGCUGGCGAGGAAGGCAGCCACAGCCUGCCCAGUGCAGACUGGGGUGAGAGCCCAAGCACAGAAACAGGCCAGCUGGAAUCUCCACAAGCAGUUCUGUCCUGGAUCAAGCAGGAGAAAGAAGCCUGUGGGAGGAACCUGCAGGAACCAAUCAUGACCAUAGCACACCUGUGCUCAGCAGACACCUGGAUGGGCAGCAAAGUGAAGAGGAGCAUGGAGGGAGAGCCCACAGGGCUGGAGUCAGCCUGGGUGACUGAAGGGGAUUCUGGCAAGGAGGACUUCAAGAGGGGCCCCUGUGAGGAUCCACUUCUAGUCCCCAGGGAGAGAGAGUUGAUGUCCUUCCCUCUAGGCUCCCAGAGUGAGCCUGUGCCAGCUAUUGAGGGCAUUGAAAGUGGCCAGAAGUUCAGUGGUGAAGAGCUCAGUGCACAGCACAAGCACCCAUACCACAAUUCCCAGCCCCUGGCCAGUGCCAAGUGUCCCCAGAAUGGCACACAGCGCGUCCCUCUUACCAGGCGUCGUCAUGCACCCACAGCGCAGCGCUCCUACACCUGUGUCCAGUGUGGCAAGAGCUUUGUCCACCAGUCCACACUCACCACACACUACCGCACACACACUGGAGAGAAGCCUUAUGAGUGCACUGAAUGUAAGAAGCGCUUUGGCCGCCUGUCCACGCUGCUGGAGCACCGGCGCACGCACACGGGCGAGCGGCCCUUCCCGUGUGGGCAGUGCGGCCGCCGCUUUGCCCGCCUGUCCACGUUGGUGGAACACCGACGUACGCACACAGGUGAGAAGCCCUUCCCAUGCACCCAGUGCGACAAGCGCUUCACACGCCUGGCCAACCUGACAGUGCACCAGAGUGUGCACUCGGGCGAGCAUGCCUUCCAGUGUGCCCAUUGUGGCUCCUGCUUCCCACAUAAGCCCAGCUACCUGCGGCACCUGCGUAGUCACACUCAGGAGAAGCGCUUUGCCUGUGGCCAGUGUGGCAAGAGCUUCUCCUGUCGCUCCUGGCUCAUGCGCCACCAGAGCAUCCAUUCCAGCCCAAUCUCCUCUUUUGUGGCUUGUGACUCCCCACACUCCCCAGGCCAUGUGUCAUCCACAGACGUUUUUAAAGGUAGGGGAAGAGCCUUCGGUGAACCUUCUGUCACGUCCAGAUCCAGAGGCCCUGGGACUGAUGAGGAUUACAAGGCGUACCCUGGAGGCAGGCAGCUGAGUGGCAAUGAUCAGCUGGGGAGGUCUCUCCACAGUUGUCUCUCUGUCAAGAUGGAGAAUGCAGGAUAGCACCCUGCAACUUCCCUAACAUGGGGCCCCUUGAAUCCAAGGUGCCUCUCCUAGACCACUUCCCAGGUCAGUGUUCAUGGUGCCAUCCUCUAAGAUACCCAGGAAAUGCCCGAUGGUCAAAGUACCCAUGGACUUGUUGCAGUUGCUUGGUGUCCCGCAGGCAGAACUUGAGCCCUCUCUAGAGGGGCUGGGCUGCCUGGGUGGGAGCGUGGAGGAGUGGCUUACUUUGCCUCUGGCCAACCAGGCAGUGAUUGAGGGAGAACAUGUCCCAGUUAGGAGAGGGUAAGAAUUCAGUGCAGAAAAAUGAAUAGAAAAAGGGGGAAUAAAGAACAACAAAAAACAACCCUCAGUGCUUGCUUAUUUUUAGUCACACCCCUUUGUGUUUUUACCUACCAAUAUGCAGAUUUUAAAGACCCAGAAUUCUGCCGCCUUACCUUUUAGGGGGCAGUGGGUAUAGAGAUUGAACCUAGGGCUUUGCAUAUGCAAGGCAAGCACUCUUCCACUGAGCUACAUUCCCGGUCUU